ACAGGAAGGAAACUUACAGCAGCUCAGGUGCGUUCCGACUGUUUACAGGUUCCCGGAAGUUACUCUUUCUUUUUGUUCCGGGUGCUGCUGCGAUGGCAGGUGUUUUUGACUUGGACCUGGAAACGGAGGAGAAGAGUGAAGAGAACGAGCCGGAUGACGACUCUGAGAUAGUGGGAUUUUGUGGUCUUGGGUCUGACUCUUCUUGUACUGAGUAUGAUCUUGCAGACAGCAGAAUCUGCCCGGGGCAGGAGACCCUCUCCCCACAAUGCUUUCACAUACUCCGGGUACUGGGACGAGGCAGUUAUGGAAAGGUUUUUCAGGUGAGGAAGGUGACCGGCUCAAAUUCGGGAAGAAUUUUUGCUAUGAAAGUUUUGCAAAAGGCGCUGCUAAUUUGUCAUGCUAAAGAUACUGAGCACGCAACAGCAGAGCGCAGUGUCCUGGAGGCCGUCCGACACCCCUUCAUUGUAGACUUGGUGUAUGCGUUUCAAACCCACGGAAAACUCUACCUGAUUCUGGAGUGUCUGAGUGGUGGGGAAUUGUUCCUGCACUUGGAAAGAGAAGGGAUCUUCAUGGAGGAUACAGCCUGCUUCUACUUGGCAGAGAUUACCCUUGCUCUAGGACACCUGCAUUCUCUGGGGAUAAUAUACAGGGAUCUGAAACCAGAAAAUGUCAUGCUUGGUGCCCAUGGUCACAUCAAACUCACUGACUUUGGACUGUGCAAGGAGUCAAUUCAUGGAGACAGCAUGACACACACCUUCUGUGGAACCGUAGAGUAUAUGGCCCCUGAAAUUUUUGCUCGCAAAGGACACAACCGGGCAGUGGACUGGUGGAGUCUAGGGAUUCUGUUGUACGAUAUGCUGACUGGUUCACCCCCCUUUACUGGAAACAACAGGAAGAAGAUCAUCGACAAGAUUCUGAAAGGAAAACCAUCAUUCCCGCCUUAUCUUACACCAGAUGCCUGCGAUCUCUUGAAGAAGCUUCUGAAGAAAAAUCCAUCUCAAAGGCUGGGAUCUGGACAAGCGGAUGUGGCGGACAUUCAGAAACACCCGUUUUUCAGACAUAUCCAUUGGGAGGAUCUUCUACAGUGUAAAAUAGAACCACCAUAUAACCCUAACCUGAUUUCUGAGGAUGAUACAAGUCACUUUGGUGCUCACUUCACCAGGCAGACACCUAUAGACAGUCCUGAUGCAAUCAUCAGUGAGAGUGCAAACCAGGCAUUCUUGGGUUUCACAUACAUAGCUCCAUCUGUUUUGGACAGUCUUCGAGACGUCUUUAGCUUCCAGUCUUGGCAUCAAUCACCCCACCCUCAACCACACAGUCCAGGAAGUCAUCCUUCCAUUCCGCAGAAUGAGAUGAAGUCCCAAGAAUCCUCUCAGCCACUUCCAAUUUCAUCAAAAGGACGGAAAACUAAAGGGCGACGAGGUGUAUGAGCCACACUAA
Messenger RNA from Bufo gargarizans (Asiatic toad), 1440 nucleotides. RefSeq names its product ribosomal protein S6 kinase B2 (gene RPS6KB2). The record is from RefSeq and is a predicted model, not a curated record. Gene Ontology annotation, biological process: protein phosphorylation. Gene Ontology annotation, molecular function: protein serine/threonine kinase activity; ATP binding. The transcript has 15 exons. Lineage: Eukaryota; Metazoa; Chordata; Amphibia; Anura; Bufonidae. The coding region runs from base 93 to 1430 and encodes 445 amino acids.